This is a messenger RNA of Adineta ricciae, 804 nucleotides long. NCBI's taxonomy places the organism in Eukaryota, Metazoa, Rotifera, Eurotatoria, Adinetida, Adinetidae. The record is from the annotation of a GenBank genome assembly.
AUGUCGAUUUCUUCUCUGGAUGAGGAAUCGAAAUCAAAAAGAGAUUAUUUUACACCAACAAUAGCAUCGAAAUAUGUCAAUACACUCUUCAAUUCCCCGUCUUACAAUGAAUGGACAUCAUCUAUAAUUUUUAAUGCGUUAGAGUUGCAACCUGGUCAUGUUUUAGUGGAUAUGGGUUGUGGUCCAGGUACUGAUUCGCUACUAAUCUUGAAGAAGAUGAAAAAUCAAAUACGUGUCAUAGGAGUAGAUUCUUCACAGGGUAUGUUGGAUAUUUUUCGAAAAGAACCGAAUGUUGAAACGGUAUGUAUGGAUGCUGUUACAUUCAGUCGGUCGACUCAAUAUCCAUCAUACGAUCGGAUCUUUUUGAAAUCGGUAGUUCAUUUGUUAACAUUUGAACAACGUUCGAAUGCUUUCAAAGGUUUCUAUCAACAACUUAAGCCUAAACAUGGCCGGCUGUUGAUUAUUCGUGGUCCAGUUGGUGAAAAGCUCUUUCCAUUUGAUGAACGAACGGAAAAUUUAUUUCAAAAAGGAAAUAAUCUUGUGACUUUAUUCGAUGAAUUACAACAAGCCGGCUUCAAACGAAUUGAACAAGAAACAUUUACAUUCGAAUAUCCUCCGAAUAGUAUCACAGCCGAAGACUGGAUAUAUCUCAUCGAAAAUCGACUGUGGACACUAUUUUCUCGAGAGAAUAUGAAUGACGAACAGAUGAAUCAUCUAAUUGACUACGUCAACCAACAAUUUCAACGUCCAAAUGGUUUCCAAACAAUCGAUAAACAAACGAUCAUCAAAUGUUAUGUAGACUAA